GAAAUAAAGUUGGCAAAAGAUUAAACAAACUUUGUGUUUUAGCGAGCAACUUUAACACGAAAACCACAUGAACUUACUAAAAAAAUUCUUAUUGGUCUGUGAUAAGUGAAGGUAAAGCUAAAUUAAAUUAAAAAAGUUUUUAAAAGCAAAACGGAAAAUAAAUGCGAGCACAAACCACAAAGAGAAACUUUUGAAAUUAGUAAAAUUGUAGAAAUCAUUUAACGCAUCAGAUGAUUUACAUAUAACAUUAAGGAAAACCAAAAAAAUAAAACAUAAAAAAAAAAACAGAACAAACAAGCAAACAAACUGCAAAAACAGCAAUUAAAAGUGCGGUUUCACACAAACAAAAAAUACAACAAAUAUAAAUACAAAUAAAAAAGAGGCUCCGAAAUAUAUUUAGCAAAAUUAUAACACGAUUUGAUGAUACACAUCAACUAAGAGGCGGCACUUCAUUAAACAUCAAAGCGAAUUGCGUCUAACCGCAAAACGUGCAACAGCAACACCACAGCAGCAACAGCAACAGCAACAGCAGCACAUUAAAGUGCCAUUGAAAAAAUGUUGGCAAUGCCCACGCUAAUGAUGCCUGCAACAGCACAGAUGACUCUCAGCAGUCAGCCGUUGUCGGUGGGCGCCAAGCCCUAUGAGACUAAGCUGCUGGCCAUACACCAGACACACCUGCAGCAGCAGCAGCAACAGGCGCCAGCUCAGCAGCAGCAGCAGCAGCAGGCACAGCAUCAGGUUAAUGUCAAGCAGCAACAGCAGUCAUCUCAGCAAAUGUCCAUUGUUACCACUCAGCAGCAGCAUCAUCCACAGUCCCAGUCGCCGCAUCAGCAGCAGUCGCAGCAGCAAGCGGUCGCUGCAGCCGCUGCAGCUGCAGCAGCAGCAGCUCAUCAUCAGCAGCAGCAACAAGCUGCUGUCGCCGCGGCCGUUUGUGCCGCUCAGCAGCAGGCGGUGGCCGUUCAACAACAACAGCAGCAACAACAGCAGCAGCAGCAGCAAUACCAAAUCCACUCGCAACAGCAGUCGCCGCAGCAGGUGCUCAGCGUUUCGCCCAAGCAGGAACAAUUCCACAUCUUUGUGGGCGACUUAAGUUCAGAAAUUGAAACUCAGCAGUUGCGCGAAGCAUUCACACCUUUCGGCGAAAUCUCUGAUUGCCGUGUGGUGCGCGAUCCACAAACAUUGAAAUCGAAGGGCUACGGUUUUGUGUCGUUCAUUAAGAAAUCGGAAGCUGAGAGUGCCAUUACGGCCAUGAACGGGCAGUGGCUUGGCUCGCGCUCAAUUCGCACGAAUUGGGCCACACGGAAACCGCCGGCGAGUAAAGAGAACAUCAAGCCGUUGACUUUCGAUGAGGUCUACAACCAGAGCAGUCCCUCCAAUUGCACCGUUUAUGUGGGUGGCGUUAACAGCGCCCUCACCGCACUCAGCGAGGAGGUGCUACAGAAAACAUUUGCGCCCUACGGCGCGAUACAGGAAAUACGCGUCUUCAAGGACAAGGGCUACGCAUUUGUGCGCUUUUCCACCAAGGAGGCCGCCACUCAUGCCAUCGUCGGUGUGCACAACACCGAAAUCAAUGCACAGCCUGUUAAGUGCUCCUGGGGCAAGGAGAGCGGCGACCCAAACAAUUCCCAGUCUAUGGCCAGUCAGGCUUUGAACAGCGCCGCUGCCGCUGGCUUUCCGUAUGGCGUGAGCGCUGCUGCUGCCGCCGCUGCCGCUUAUGGGCAGCAGUUGGCCGCCACUGGGUGCUGGUAUUCGCCGACGCCUACCUAUCCGACCUCGUCGGCCACCGCAGCCGCUGUAACACCUGCUGCAGCGGCCGCCAGCGCUGCGGCUGUACAGAAUCAGUUCCUGCAGGGCAUCCAAGGCUACCAUUUCAGCCAGUACGGAGGCUAUCAGCAGGGCUACAUGGGAAUGGGCGUGCAGAUACCAGCCACUUGGCAAGGCGUCACCCAGGCCCAGAUCUCGCCGGCCCAACAGUUGGCAACGGGUGUUGCAGGCACUGCUAUACCACAGGCCGCCGGCGUGGUUGCUUAUCCGAUACAGCAGUUUCAAGUGAGCCCACAGGUUUAUCCUUUACUUUUGCAGGCACAGUAAACAACAGAAAAAAAAAAGAAAAAAAAAUACUAUCCAAAUUUUUUAAGUACAGCAGAAGUUCUGAACAGAAACAUAGCCAAAAAUCAGCUGUAAAUAAAUGCGAAGCGCCGAGAAAUUUACAAUUGACGUCAAUUUGGCGUCCGUCGAAUGUUGAGUGCUGCACCCAAAUAUCAAAAGCCAAAAGCCAAAAACCGAAAACCAAAGUAGAACCACAACAAAAUAUGCUAAAGCACACACAUCCAUUUGCAAUUGUUUAUGAAGUAUUUGGUUCAUAAACACUUGCACGCGGCCCUUGUAUAAGCCUUAAACAGAAAAAUAAAAUAUUAAAAGAAACAAAAAAAAAAAAUAAUUCCCAAAUGAAAAUUAUGCUUUAUAUAAAUGUGUUUAGCAUGCUACGAAUAGAGAGAUUUAUAACUAAUUGAAGAAAAAAUUAUGAUAAUUACAAAAGAAAUAUAUUGCUUAAAUAAGUAAAAAGCAAUUUGAUUAAAAAAGCAAAAAAAAGGAGAAGCCAUAAAUAAAGUAUGCUGUUUUCCAUGUGUAUUGUGCAAAGCAGCCUCACUCAUACAAAUUGCGAUCACAGACACAUAUACACACAAACAGUCACAUGCGCCAGCGCGGAAUUAAAUAAAAGUAAACAUAAUUAAAAAUGCGUUAAAAUUAAUUACGUGCACACACAACGUACACCCACAUUUAUUUACACAAAUUUGUAUGUCUGUAUGUGUUGUGACAUGCGUGCAGACAAGCCAGACGCAGACAUACCCAGGAGCCCCUUGGCACAGCCCCGACCCACACCCACACACAGCUACGUACAUACACACACAUAUUCAUACUUGUAUGCGUAACCGCAUUAUUUAACAUUGCCUACUUUUGUGCUCAGCUUCUGAUAGUCGCUUAGCAGCAUUUACCACACACUCAAAUGCAUACACUAUUUAAUAUCACAAUGAUAAUACACAUAGCACUAGUGCCUGUUACUAUCGUAGAUCUAGACGAGAACGUCGCCACAUUGUCAUGUGAGCGCACACACAUAUAUAGACAAUUGCCAGGCCUAGCCAAGACAAGCCAGACAAUUGGUGAACUCGACAUUUCCUGCUAUCAUUUUCCUAUAGUCUGCAACUAAAUGUUACAAAGAAUUGUUAGACCAUUGCAACAUGCUAACGCACUAAAGCUCAUAUAACUAAAUAGUACUUUAUUUUGUGAUUGCUCAGUAAUUGAAAGAUAUGUUCCUACAUACAGAUACAUACACACAGACGCACACACACACACACACUCAUUCGCAGACAGUCCCAGAACACAUAAAUAUAACCACAAGCACUCGCAGUUAAUAGUAUAUGAAAGAACUUAUGAUAUACUCGUAAAUAUUUAUUAUAUGUUGAUAAGCGCAACAAAGUCCAAUGCAAUCCAGCCACAAGCUAAACUCAAACAUAAACUUGAUCUUGGAAUUCGAAGCCAAACCUCGUUAAAUAUGGCGUCAAGCUUACGUUUUAUCUGUCACACCAGCUUUGUAAUUAAUAGCAGCAAGAUAAACACUUGAUUUUUCUUUUUAUUUUCACUCAGUUUGCAAUAAUUUCAUUUGGUUUAUAAUUUUAUAAGUUCACGUGAAAUUGAAAAAUUCUUUGAAAAGACAUGUACAAAGCAACAUUACAAAACUUCCACAUAAAUAUUUUGACUUGCUUUUGCAUUUAAAUAUCAUCUGUUUAUACUAAAUAAACGUAUAAAAUGUAUGUUUUUAUUUCAGUUGCCAGAAGAUGAAUGGUUAGCUGCAAAUUUAUUGUGUUAGAACAAACAAAAACCAGAUACAAAUUAUGUAAAGAUAUAUAGAUACAGAUGAAACCCAUGUGUUCCACAAGUCUAUAGCACUUGUAAUUUGCUAUAUUUCAUAUACUCUACCCACAAACAUACUCUUAUUUGUAUUUUGUAAAGCUCAGUUUAAGUCGAACUCAAGUUGAUUCUCAUUUAUUUAUUUGCCGGCCUUAGACUGGAAAUGAUUUCCUUCAUAUCGAGUUCACAAAGUUGAUAGCCAUAAAAUGUGGUAGGGAAUAGCAAAUUGCGAGUGUAAAUGGUCUGUGAAAUGUAUGGGAGAGGGAUUAGCUAACACUAGAGGAAACGCCACACAAGUACAUGCAUACCUACAUAGUCGUACAUAUAAUGAAUACAAUCAAAAUAUGCCAUCGAAUGAUAUUAAUUGAUAUUAGCCAUAAUAAAUGCAAAACUGUAAUAAAAUACCUUUACAUAGAAAUUAAAUGAGCGCAUAACCAAUUCGCUUCAGCAAAACAAACCAAAAAUACAAUAAUGCAAAUUCCGAAGAUCCUGUUUAAUUUUAUGCAUGUCCGACAAUGCCCAACAAUUACAACAGAAAUAACAAAACAGCAAUUAGCGCAAACUAUACAAAACAUCCAAACAGAUACGAAGUGAACUAGUUAGUGAGCAUAGGAACACGCAAACACACACGCACACACACACACACAUUACUUAAUAGUUGAGAUGCCCCCUGUAUAUGGCAUGUAGAACUUUUCGUAUAAGAUCUAGCUGAGUCAUCAGUGGGUAAAAAGAGGGUACACUUACAGUCGAACCUGGUGCAGCAUCACCACGCCUCCCAUACUGGCCACCCUUCAUCUGAGUGUACGUUUGUAUGAAAGGCAUAUAGAAAUCGUAGUUCACUGAAUGUCAAACAAGAGUUAGUUUUAACACAUACAUACAAAGAUACACACAUGCAUACAGCUAGAGAUAUUACAGUUUAUGUAGAAAGUAUUAAGAGAGAAAGAAAAUUUGCUUGUAUUGUGUACAUCAAUACAUACUCAUAUUUAAAGGUAUACAUACAUACACAUCUAGCAUAGUAAUUUAGUAUACUUAUACAUAUACAUAUAUACAUACAGACAAGUACAGUAAACUAGGUACGAGAACGCACCGCAAAUGAUAUUCUCGUGUGGGUCCUUCACAUACUUAUAUCUAUGCAUAAAUGUGCGAGUAUGUCUUGGAUGAUAAUUUAUCAAAUAAAUGUUCAAAAUAAAAACCAAUUAAAAUGAUAACAAAAAAAAAAAACAACAUACAUAUAACAUGUAAUAGAUCAACUAAAAAUAAUUGCAGUUGAAUUUUGCUGUUAAAAGGGGCAGCUGGGGGAAAGCCAGGUUUUGAUUUGCAUAUGGCGAGCUUUAUCUUUAUCGUUUCGGCGUAUCUUUAUUUUUUUAAUCCGAUUGAUGUGAGUGUGUGCGCAUUGUUUACAAUAUUUUGUGAACACACACUCGCAAAAAUUGGCUGCAUUUUUUCAUACAGCCGGGAAGUGCAAUGACAGUUAGCGGAGAGGAGGGAGAGGCAAGUAGUAGUACUAGAGUUCAAAAUACAUAAUUGAAUGUUGUGUAUGCAUGUCUAUAGCUAACCGAGCUCACAUACGCAGGAUCGCAAAGUAUAACCUUAACCUUAACCGUAACAGUAACCGUAACCGUACCCGUAACCGUAACCGUAACCGUAAUCGUAACCUUAACCGUAACCUAAUCGAACCACAAAACAGACAUAGCUUAAGAAACAAGCGAGUUGUAAUGUACACUAAGAUGUUUUUAGCACUAGAACUAACGAGUAGUUGGACUAUGAGAGGCAUUGCAUGUUUCAACAUGACAAGAAACGAUUUAGACGUAGAUGUGAUUUUAAACCGGAGCAAGGCAGAGCUUUCGAUUCUGAGCGAUUGAAGCCGAUGCGUUAACUGCAUUUUUGUGUUGUUAUUUUGUUUAUGAAAAAAAGCGACAAAAUAAGAAAAAUGAAAAUGAUGAUUUUUGUUAAGUAAACGAUAACUUAGACAGAUACAAAUUUAAAGCAUUGUUGACCAAACCAAUAAAAAAAAGUUUAAAAAAUUUGGCUAAGAAAAAACACAACACAACAUUUAUGAAAAGCAAACUUUAUAUUACAAAAACAAAAAACAAAAAAAAAAAAAACAAAAAAAAUCUUUAAAAGUAUACAAAAAAAAAUUAUAUACAUAUAUUAUUGGUUUGUUUGUUAAUGUUUGCACAACAUAUCAGUAAAGAGUUAAAUAUGUAGUUUCCAUAUAGAAGCUAACCCAGAGUUGGAAACUGAAUAAUAUAAUAAUAAAACAGAAACUUAAGGCGUUAAGAUAUAGAAAAGUAAUAAAGAUUCAAUAGAUAAAAAAAAGAAAGGAAAAAAGCGAAAAAAAAGUAUUAAUGUUGUGCAACUAAUGAAUGUGCUAAGACAUUUAUAUACGUCUACAAACAUAUACAUAUACAAAAUAUUUAUAUAUAUACAGUAUCAACAACAACAACAACAAGCGCAACCAUAAAGCAAAACAAGUAAAAUGAACAAAAUAUUUAUGGGCGUUUUUAAGGACAACUACAUAAUGACAAACCAACAGACAAGGAAAGAUGUUUUCUAUAGAUUAAUAAGUAUGUCAAAUUGGACGCGGUAACUGAUUACUCUCCAGUUCUAACUGGGGCUCCAGUCGAAACUAAGUUUCUUACACCCUGUUAUGAUUUAACAUGCGUUUUCCUUUUCUCGCAGUCAGGAUAUUAAAGUUCAUAGCUCAAUUGAUCUGUUGGAUUUCUCUAUAAUAUAUUUGAAACUCAUUUAAUAUUAAAAAUGAAAUUAAAGUAAUUGUCGUUUUGGAGAGAACGAAACAAAAAUGAACUAAUUGUAGUUUAUGAUUAUGAACUGCAAUUUCAAUUUAGUCAAUUCGGUGUGUAAUUAUUGAAAAGCUGAAACUGGAGCAUUAGCAAAAUUGUACGACACACAUAAGCAUAACGAGAAGGAAGAUAGGGCCAGAGUUCAGUCUGUAAUUAAGGAACAUAGCAUAAAUUAAAUUAAAUGAAAAUAAAAAAAAAUCAAAUCAAAUUACAACAAAGCAAAAACCGAAAAUCAAUCAAAUGAAAGUAUUAUUUAAGCAACAAUACAAUAAGAGUAUAAACAAUUACAUAACUUAACAUAUUAACAUAGGGCAGUACUCAAACCCAUAAAACCGGAGGAAUGCGGUUUGUUAGCUAACACGAUGCAAAUAAACGUGACAUAAAUUACAUCUAACAUAGACAGUUAUGUAAAUGGGUUUUUGCUUAAUAACAACGCGAACUUGCAACAAUUAACAGAGCCAUAGGGCGACCACUCGAAAAACCCCUUCAACCGACGGCCGAAUGUUAUUUGUCGCCUCGUAUACUUAGAAAUACAAACAUAUGAUAUAAACCAACUCAAAUAUUAAACGUUAAACUAGCAAACUUAUUAUAAUAGAAAUGUAAGUACAGCUAGAAGAGCCCCCUCUUAUAAUAUCAAAUGCCAACGAGAUUACAUUUGAGGCAGUUGCGCAAGUCACUGGAAGGAAGCGAUCCACAAUAUACAUAUGUGCAAUAUUCCAGAGGGCAUAUGCAUGCAUUUUAUGCAUUUAAAAUCACAGUAAGAUUGUAAACCAAAUACACAACAAAUGUAGAAGAAAUCAAAAUGAUGAGCAAAUAACCAAAAGCUGCUAAUAAAAGAAAUACAAAAUACCAAA
This is a messenger RNA of Drosophila virilis, 7567 nucleotides long. The record is from RefSeq and is a predicted model, not a curated record. NCBI's taxonomy places the organism in Eukaryota, Metazoa, Arthropoda, Insecta, Diptera, Drosophilidae.